This is a messenger RNA of Parus major (Great Tit), 2425 nucleotides long. RefSeq names its product zona pellucida glycoprotein 4 (gene ZP4). The record is from RefSeq and is a predicted model, not a curated record. The transcript is spliced from 12 exons. NCBI's taxonomy places the organism in Eukaryota, Metazoa, Chordata, Aves, Passeriformes, Paridae. Bases 16 to 1680 code for a protein of 554 amino acids. Gene Ontology annotation, cellular component: egg coat. Gene Ontology annotation, molecular function: acrosin binding; structural constituent of egg coat. Gene Ontology annotation, biological process: binding of sperm to zona pellucida; prevention of polyspermy.
UAGCAGGAGAGCAGGAUGGGUGUUGUAGGGCAGUCUAGGGCUGCAUCAGGAGCUGUGCUCUCCUGGGUGUUUCUUGGUCCCCUGGCUUUGGUUCUAGGGGCUCGUGUCAGUGUUUUUUCUGAUCCUACCCUGCUGACUUGUGGCCAAAAAAGCUUACAGCUCACCUUACCUCUAGGCUGGGAAGGGAAUGCUUCGUUUGUGCUGACUACUUGGGAUACUGAAGGGAAGGCACAUGCGCUGCAGAAUGACUCUGGCUGUGGGCUCCUGGUAUCUGGAACUCCAGAUGGCUCUAGGAAAGUAUCAGUCUCUUAUGAUGGCUGUUACAUCUUUGAGUGGGAUCACAAUUACCUUAUACUGGUUGGGCUUGAAGGAACAGAUGCUGCUGGGGAAAAAGUUCUUUAUGAAGAGACGCUGCUCAGGUGCCCUGUGGACCUUCCUGCCCUGGAUGCUCCAAGCAGUAGUGUCUGUUCAGCUGUUCCCAGCCAGGACCGGCUGCCAUGUGCCUCCCUGCCCAUCAGCCAGGGAGACUGUGAAGCACAAGGCUGUUGCUAUGACCCCAGAGACAGCGUGAAGCCUUGCUACUUUGGUAACACAGUGACAGCUCAUUGCACACCAGAUGGCCAGUUUUCCAUAGCUGUUUCUCGAGAUGCAACCCUGCCACCUGUUGCCCUGGACUCAGUGCAACUGGCCAGUGGACACAGUACUGGCUGUGUCCCUGUCCUGACAAACAAUGCCUUUGUUGUGUACCGGUUUCCACUCUCAGCCUGUGGCACUACUUUUCAGAUAACUGGAGACCAGGCCAUAUAUGAGAAUGAGUUGGUGGCAAGAAGGGAUGUGAAGACUGGGAGCCUUGGCUCUGUCACUAGGGAUAGCAUUUUCAGGUUACAUGUCCGAUGUAGUUAUUCCAUCAGUGGGAGCUCCAUUCCCUUGAGUGUUCAGGUCUUUACAUUGCCACCACUCCCUGCUGUGUCCCAGCCAGGUCCUCUGUCUUUGGAGCUGCGUGUUGCCUCAGAUGGAAGCUACACUUCCUACUAUACAGACAGUGACUAUCCUGUUCUGAAGACUCUGAGAGAGCCUGUUUAUGCAGAAGUCAAGAUCCUUCAGAGAACAGACCCUGACCUGAUUUUAGUUCUGCACCACUGCUGGGCCACACCAAGCUCCAACCCCCAGCAACAGCUGCAGUGGCCAAUUUUGGUAGAUGGGUGCCCUUAUGCAGGGGACAACUAUCAGACACAGCUGAUGCCUCUGAGUUUCACCUCAGGACUACUGUUCCCCUCUCAUUACCAGCGUUUCACCCUCUACACGUUCACCUUUGUGGACCCUACUUCCCAAGGGAAACUCUCUGGGCUGGUGUACCUGCACUGCAGUGCUUCGGUGUGCCACCGGUCUGUAAAGGAGUCCUGUGUCACCACUUGUCCUUCCAGCGUCAGGGGUAAAAGGAGUGCUGAGCAUCCCUUUCAGGAAGGCACUUCCCAUGUCUCUGGCAAAGGCCCUGUGAUUUUCCUCCAGGAUGAGCUAAGACAGGACACAGCCAAGGAUGGCCUCAGAGCGACGGUGCAGGCUGCAGCCCCCUGGGCUCUGGGAUUUGCUGCUGUGGCAACUGGGACAGCUCUGUUUGUGGUGCUUGUGGUUUCUGUGCUGUGGCAAAGGAAGGUGUCAGCAACACAUGAAAUCCACUGAUUGCAAUAAGGUGCCUGUCAAACCCAUUUGUUUGGUGGUACCCCUUCCCCUGGAGACUCUAGCUAUAAGACUUUAUUUAUGAGGCAGAAAUUACCCCAGUCUCCUUUACAGAAGUCUUUGAAAGCCUUCCAAAUGCUCUGAAUUCAUCUCACUCUGGACUUCUGCUCUGGGUUUGGUGUUAUCUGUCUGCCUUGGACAAGCUGGAGACCUUGUCAAGGCCUGGGCUGCAGACUGAGGCAGGUUUGAUGCUGGGUGGUGUUGGCAUUUCUGUUAAUGAAUAUAACCUAGGCUCCAUUCAAACACUGAGCAAAGUGCAGCAAAACUCACUAAAAGCAGAUCCUGCAGCUACUUCUCUGGGGAUGCAGAGCAGUUGUUUUGACUGUGCCAAGGAGCUGGGAAUUGCCAACUUGUCCCUAAGUCAUUGGGUAAGUUAGAGCUGUGUUCAUGUGGCAGGACUGGAAAGCAAAGAUGCCAAAGCACUACACAAAUGGGCCUUCCCAAUGAUGCUGUGCAUGAACCUGCCUUUCUUGCCCUAGAAAUAGAAAAGGAUAGGUGGCAUUUUUCUGGCGAAUGAGAACAUGGAAACAUCAUUCCAAGUGGGGAAAAAAAUAAAAGGGCCUUGAUGGUUUGAACUUCAGGAGAAAAAAAAAUAAAAUCAAACUCUAAAGCUUAAUUUUAAGCCUUCAUGUGACAGCAGGCUGUUAGGAGUAUUCAUAGGUCUUGGAUUAAAGCUAAUUUGACAUCA